Messenger RNA from Danio aesculapii, 1831 nucleotides. RefSeq names its product sodium-dependent neutral amino acid transporter B(0)AT2-like. The record is from RefSeq and is a predicted model, not a curated record. The coding region runs from base 1 to 477 and encodes 158 amino acids. NCBI's taxonomy places the organism in Eukaryota, Metazoa, Chordata, Actinopteri, Cypriniformes, Danionidae. The transcript has 3 exons.
AUGACCCAGUCUGUUGUAAUUGGUCGACUGGGUUUAGCCAAAGACUCCAACACAGCUGAAGUGGCCGACGAGUCCCACAUUUCAGGCUCAGAGCAGUCUCUCAGUUAUCCGCCUUGGGGUCUUUGCUGUCUGCAUCUCUCUGGUGGUCACGCCUAUCCUCCCUGUGCCCGUGGUUUUCAUUCUGCGCUGUCCCUGAACAUCAUCGACGAGAACACCGGAGGCCUGUCCACAGUCUCCUAUAAAAAAGGGCGCAUUAUAAAAGACACGGCUUGCAGGACCAGAGAAGACGACGAGGAUGACGCAAGUCUUCUGAACACGAAGACACCGAGCGAGGCCCCGUCGCCAAUGCCGGCCAACUACCGAAAGCAGAGCGGUCCCGGUUCAGCCGCAGACGCCAAGCUCAACGGCAGCUGCAGCACUGGAUACUUAAUGCCCAAUAUUACUGACAUUCCUGACAUGCCUGAAUCUGAUUUGUGAGAGCCUGUGGUGGGUCAUCUGUAACUGUGAGGACCAGUGUCACUUCAUUUGCUUUGUAAAAAAAACGUCUUCAUCUUUGUGUAACCCAAUCACAGUCAAUCGCCUGAUCAGAGCUUUUCACACUUAUAGAAACAGUCAUUCUAAACCUCGUGAAUGAAAUACCGAUUUAUGACAUGUUCACACCAAUGAUGGUCUAUAAAAUCAUAUAUUUACUAUUACAAAUAGUUACUAUUACUAAAAAUAGUUUUCACCGAUAAUAUCAAAAUUUGGGCCGACAUUGAUAACUGAUAUAUAUAGGCCGAUAAAUCGCUUUAUAUGACCUUGUUUAUUUCAGAGCCUGAUUCUAAAAUAUUAUACACUUUAUACAUGUCAUUAACUAUCUACACAUAGACAUCCCCUACAUUCUAUAUCAGUGAGUACGUUUACAUGGACACCAAUACUCUGAUUUUAAUAUCAUUAAGACAAUACUCUGAUUUAGAGUCUACCAUGUAAACAAUGAUUUUGGAUUACUUUAAUCUGACUAAAGUCAUAAUUGAACUAAACAGAAACUGAAUUUAGACAUGAGUAGUCCUAUUUUAGUUGCGUUAUUGCAGUUCAGACAUAUAAAUUUGAACCGUUUUGUGGUACUUUGCGCUAUAUUUUGCAUCAAGAUGCACACAUGGCAAGUGUAUGACUACAAACAAAUGAGAAUGGCUUCAAGCAAGUAUUUCAGAGUUUGUUGCGGGGGCAUAAAUGAAAAGCGAAUGAAACCUAAUAGUAUCUGACUGCAAAGGUGGCCUGUUACUUAAAAGUUUGUAUCCACCGUCGUUUCUUUGCACAUAUAGUGUGGGAAAUUCACUUCAGUUGAAUUAAGCAUAAUUAAAAACGAAACCCCCCAAUCUUAUUCAGAUUAAGACAAAUAAUUAAUUUACUGAAGUCCGUGUAAACGUAUAUAACUGCAGGGCAACUAUGUUUAUAUAUAAUAACUUUAACUGAUAAAGUUAUUAGGUAUUAGUUAAUUAAAGUUGUUAGUAACUAAUAGAGUUAUAGUAACUGAUAACCUUAACCUUUCUGAUUUGGAUUAUAAUGCUAUAAUGUGCACCUUUUGUAAAGCUGCUUUGAAGCAAUAUUUUUUGUAAAAGCACUAUACAAAUAAACUUAAAUUGAAUAAAAGGCGAACAAACAAUGGUGGUGCCACACUAAGCAUAGUUAUCAUACCAUGGUAUUUGUAGUGAAACUAUCAUUAUAAAACUGGCAAUCAAUAUUCUAAAAAACAAACAAACACAUGGUUACAACACUUUUACUAUAAUAAAUCUAUGGUUGACUUUAAGGCUUUAUGCCAUUUCUCAUCUUAAGGCAUCUAACUGUGGGGCAU